This is a messenger RNA of Enhydra lutris kenyoni (northern sea otter), 6653 nucleotides long. Its product is annotated as CLIP-associating protein 1. Gene Ontology annotation, biological process: mitotic spindle assembly. The transcript has 40 exons. Gene Ontology annotation, cellular component: microtubule organizing center; spindle microtubule; cytoplasmic microtubule. The coding region runs from base 365 to 4984 and encodes 1539 amino acids. Gene Ontology annotation, molecular function: microtubule binding; kinetochore binding. NCBI's taxonomy places the organism in Eukaryota, Metazoa, Chordata, Mammalia, Carnivora, Mustelidae. The record is from RefSeq and is a predicted model, not a curated record.
AGAGCUUAACCUCAUUGGGGUGGAGGAGAAGGCGGCGGCUCUCCGGUCCGCAGCGGCAACAGUAGCGAAUAAUACGACUAAUGGACUGCUGAAUUAUGAAGAAUUUCAGACCCAAUAGCAGAACCUCACUUGGCCACUCACUCCUUUAUCUCCUACUAGUUAUUUAAAUUGGACUUUUAAUAUCCUACCAGCUGCUCUUCAGACACACAUGGUGCAUUGUUGCCAUUCCCCGGAUUGCAUCUUUGAAACACAGGCUCUUAGUAACUUUCAGCGAACAAAGAGGCAACCUCCCGGGUAUAUUUCCUGGGAGGGUGUCACCCUGACUGCCCUCUAGCUUCUGCUGGAUCUGGAUUUGAAUUCCACCAUGGAGCCUCGCAUGGAGUCCUGCCUGGCACAGGUGUUGCAGAAGGAUGUGGGGAAACGACUACAGGUUGGCCAAGAACUUAUAGACUAUUUCUCAGACAAACAGAAGUCUGCUGACCUUGAACAUGACCAGACCAUGUUAGAUAAACUUGUGGAUGGGCUUGCUACCUCUUGGGUGAACUCUAGCAAUUACAAGGUGGUUCUUCUCGGCAUGGACAUCCUGUCCGCCCUGGUCACCCGGCUGCAGGACCGGUUCAAGGCACAGAUUGGCACAGUGCUGCCAAGUUUAAUAGACAGACUGGGAGACGCUAAAGACUCUGUGCGAGAGCAAGACCAGACUCUGCUGCUGAAGAUCAUGGAUCAAGCUGCUAAUCCCCAGUAUGUGUGGGACCGAAUGCUGGGAGGCUUCAAGCACAAGAAUUUCCGGACUCGGGAAGGCACGUGCCUCUGCCUUGUUGCCACACUCAAUGCCUCUGGAGCACAUACAUUAACACUAAGCAAGAUUGUGCCACAUAUAUGUAAUUUACUUGGAGAUCCAAACAGCCAGGUUCGAGACGCAGCAAUAAACAGCUUAGUGGAGAUUUACAGACACGUGGGAGAACGUGUGAGGGCAGACCUCAGUAAGAAAGGAUUGCCGCAGUCCCGGUUGAAUGUAAUUUUUACAAAAUUUGAUGAAGUCCAAAAAUCUGGAAACAUGAUACAGUCAGCAAACGAUAAAAAUUUUGAUGAUGAAGAUUCUGUGGAUGGUAAUAGACCUUCCUCUGCUAGUUCUACAUCAUCCAAAGCUCCGCCCAGCUCACGGAGAAAUGUUGGAAUGGGGACCACCCGCCGGCUUGGGUCAUCCACUCUGGGAUCCAAGUCUUCAGCUGCAAAAGAAGGAGCUGGUGCUGUCGAUGAAGAGGACUUUAUUAAGGCAUUUGAUGAUGUACCUGUCGUGCAGAUUUAUUCCAGCCGAGACCUUGAGGAAUCCAUAAACAAGAUUAGGGAAAUAUUAUCUGAUGACAAGCAUGAUUGGGAGCAAAGAGUAAAUGCUCUAAAAAAGAUAAGAUCUUUACUUUUGGCUGGUGCUGCUGAGUAUGAUAACUUCUUUCAACAUUUGCGUCUUUUGGAUGGAGCCUUUAAACUCUCUGCUAAGGACCUGCGGUCUCAGGUAGUGCGGGAGGCUUGUAUCACCUUGGGGCAUCUGUCAUCAGUUCUGGGAAAUAAGUUUGACCAUGGAGCUGAAGCCAUUAUGCCAACUAUCUUUAAUUUAAUUCCAAAUAGUGCCAAAAUUAUGGCCACUUCUGGUGUUGUAGCUGUUAGGUUAAUCAUUCGGCACACACACAUCCCUAGGCUAAUACCUGUCAUAACAAGCAACUGUACCUCUAAGUCUGUCGCAGUUAGAAGGCGCUGUUUUGAAUUUUUAGAUUUACUUUUACAAGAGUGGCAGACACAUUCGCUGGAACGACAUAUAUCAGUAUUAGCCGAAACAAUAAAGAAAGGAAUACAUGAUGCGGAUUCUGAAGCAAGGAUAGAAGCCAGAAAGUGCUAUUGGGGUUUUCACAGUCACUUCAGCAGAGAAGCAGAGCACCUGUACCACACCCUCGAGUCCUCCUACCAGAAAGCCCUGCAGUCCCACCUGAAGAACUCCGACAGCAUCGUGUCUCUGCCGCAGUCCGACCGCUCAUCCUCCAGCUCUCAGGAGAGUCUGAACCGACCACUCUCUGCCAAAAGAAGUCCUACUGGAAGCACCACCUCUAGAGCUUCUACAGUUAGUACCAAAUCCGUGUCAACAACUGGGUCCCUCCAGCGGUCUCGAAGCGAUAUUGACGUGAACGCAGCAGCCAGUGCCAAGUCCAAGGUGUCUUCGGUCUCAGGCGCUACGCCUUUCAGCUCUGCAGCGGCCUUGCCUCCCGGGUCAUACGCAUCCUUAGGUCGGAUCCGCACGAGACGGCAGAGCUCCGGAAGCGCCACCAAUGUCGCCACCACACCUGACAAUCGAGGCCGCAGUCGCGCCAAAGUGGUUUCACAGUCCCAGCGAUCCAGAUCUGCUAAUCCUGCUGGUGCUGGCAGCCGGUCAAGUUCCCCAGGGAAAUUGUUGGGAAGUGGUUAUGGUGGCCUUGCUGGGGGUUCCUCAAGAGGCCCACCUGUGACCCCCUCUUCAGAAAAACGAAGCAAGAUUCCCAGGAGUCAGGGAUGUAGCCGAGAAACAAGUCCAAACCGAAUAGGAUUAGCACGGAGCAGCCGUAUCCCUCGACCCAGCAUGAGUCAGGGGUGCAGCCGUAAUACCAGCUGUGAGAGCAGCCGCGAUACGAGCCCCGCUCGGGGCUUUCCUCCACUCGACCGGUUUGGGCUUGGCCAGGCAGGAAGAGGACCUGGCUCUGUGAAUGCCAUGCGAGUUCUGAGCACGAGUACAGACCUUGAGGCUGCUGUUGCUGAUGCUUUGAAGAAGCCUGUGAGGAGGAGGUACGAGCCAUAUGGGAUGUACUCUGAUGACGACGCCAACAGCGACGCCUCAAGUGUUUGCUCUGAGCGCUCGUACGGCUCCAGGAACGGUGGCAUUCCCCAUUAUCUGCGGCAGACGGAGGACGUGGCGGAAGUUCUCAACCACUGUGCCAGUUCCAACUGGUCAGAAAGGAAAGAAGGGCUCCUAGGCCUGCAGAACUUACUGAAGAGCCAAAGAACACUGAGUCGAGUAGAAUUGAAAAGACUGUGUGAGAUCUUCACCCGAAUGUUUGCUGACCCUCACAGCAAGAGAGUUUUCAGUAUGUUUUUGGAGACUCUUGUGGAUUUUAUAAUAAUUCAUAAGGAUGACUUGCAAGACUGGCUUUUUGUUCUUCUCACACAAUUACUUAAGAAAAUGGGAGCAGACUUACUUGGAUCUGUGCAGGCAAAAGUUCAGAAGGCUCUAGAUGUCACCAGGGACUCCUUUCCAUUUGAUCAACAGUUUAACAUUUUGAUGAGAUUUAUUGUGGAUCAAACUCAAACUCCUAACCUCAAGGUCAAAGUUGCAAUCCUGAAGUACAUUGAGUCCCUCGCUCGGCAGAUGGAUCCAACAGAUUUUGUAAACUCUAGUGAGACGAGGCUUGCUGUUUCUAGAAUUAUAACUUGGACGACAGAACCAAAGAGUUCAGACGUGAGAAAGGCAGCACAAAUUGUGCUGAUCUCUCUGUUUGAAUUGAACACUCCUGAAUUUACCAUGUUACUUGGUGCCUUGCCAAAAACAUUCCAGGAUGGUGCCACCAAACUCCUGCAUAACCACCUCAAGAACGCUAGUAACACCAGUGUGGGCUCUCCGAGCAAUACAAUUGGCCGAACUCCCUCCCGACACACCAGCAGCAGGACCAGCCCCCUGACCUCACCCACCAACUGUUCCCAUGGGGGCCUAUCUCCCAGUCGGUUGUGGGGUUGGAGUGCCGAUGGCCUAUCGAAGCACCCACCUCCCUUUUCUCAGCCCAACUCCAUUCCCACCGCUCCCUCCCACAAGACUCUCAGGCGCUCUUACUCUCCCAGCAUGCUGGAGUAUGAUACAGAGAACCUGAACUCUGAAGAAAUUUAUAGUUCUCUGCGUGGAGUUACGGAAGCCAUUGAAAAGUUUAGUUUUCGAAGCCAAGAGGAUCUGAAUGAGCCAAUUAAACGAGAUGGCAAGAAGGACUGUGAUAUUGUGUCCCGUGAUGGUGGAGUUGCCUCGCCUGCCACUGAAGGCCGGGGCGGCAGCGAUGUGGUGGAGGGAGGCAGAACAGCUCUGGAUAACAAGACGUCCCUUCUCAACACCCAGCCUCCCCGCGCCUUCCCAGGGCCCCGGGUGCGAGACUACAAUCCGUACCCGUACUCCGACACCAUCAACACCUAUGACAAGACAGCCCUGAAGGAGGCCGUGUUUGAUGAUGACAUGGAGCAGCUUCGAGAUGUGCCCAUUGACCAUUCGGACUUGGUGGCUGACCUUCUGAAAGAGCUGUCCAACCACAACGAGCGAGUGGAGGAGCGGAAAGGCGCCCUGCUGGAGCUGCUCAAGAUCACGCGCGAGGACAGCCUGGGCGUGUGGGAGGAGCACUUCAAGACCAUCCUGCUCCUGCUGCUGGAGACGCUCGGGGACAAAGACCAUUCCAUCCGAGCACUAGCACUGAGGGUUUUACGAGAAAUUCUGAGGAACCAGCCAGCAAGAUUUAAAAACUACGCCGAGCUGACCAUUAUGAAGACUCUGGAAGCCCAUAAAGAUUCCCAUAAGGAGGUAGUGAGAGCGGCUGAGGAGGCGGCGUCCACACUGGCCAGCUCCAUCCACCCAGAGCAGUGCAUCAAAGUUCUCUGUCCCAUCAUCCAAACAGCCGACUACCCUAUCAACCUCGCCGCCAUCAAGAUGCAGACCAAAGUCGUCGAGAGGAUCGCCAAGGAGUCCUUGCUGCAGCUCCUCGCUGACAUCAUCCCAGGCUUGCUACAGGGCUAUGACAACACCGAAAGCAGUGUACGUAAGGCCAGCGUGUUUUGCUUAGUGGCAAUUUAUUCCGUAAUUGGAGAAGAGCUGAAACCUCACCUCGCGCAGCUCACGGGGAGCAAGAUGAAGCUACUAAACUUAUAUAUAAAGAGGGCCCAAACCACGAACAGCAACAGCAGCUCCUCCUCCGACGUAUCCACACACAGCUAAUACAGCACCACAGUCUCUUCGUGUAGCCCUAGAAGCAAUCGGUGGCGCCUCUCAGAGACCCUCCCCGACCCUCCCCCUCAUCGGCUGCCCAGUCAGUACAAGGAGGCCCGCAAAUAUUUAUUACAAUCAGUAUUUUGGUCCCUUUCAGCUUUUGUGUAGAAUCUUACUGGUAUUGAAUGUAAAGGAAGCAAGGCCUGUAUUACAAUCUUCAUACAAAGCAAAUGGAAUAAGAAAAGAGCCAUACGUGAACACGUCUUGUACAGUCGGCUGAGAUCACAAAACCGCGCAGUUUCAAAAAUAUCAGAGCUCUCUAGCCAAUACUUGGUAGAAAGUAGCAUUUUCUCUUAGUUAAUAACAUUGGAGGAGGGUAUGUUAAUUUGUGCUUCUCUCUCAUCCUCGCUUACUUCCUUCUGGAUACGGCCUGUGACGCCAGGACAGGGUCAUACGUCUUUGAGUUGUACUGUGAGACCUACUAAGAAUGUGAGUCCAGUCUUGGCAAGAAAAAGAGAAAAGCCUGAAGACAGUCUUGUAACAACCACGUGGGAUUUUGCUUGUACACGAUCUAGACUGGAGGCCCAGGGCCCCCUCCGCAGGCUCCUUCCAGGACGGGCUCCCCGCCCCUCCGAACACUCCACUCUCACUAUCCCCACCCGGAGCUUCCAGUUGAAAUCUUUCUUCUGUUUCAAUCCAAACUCAAAAAUCAGAGUAAAUCUGUAGCAGCCAUCAUGGGUGCCUAACGUGGCAUUUCAUGAAGCGUGGAAGGUACAAGAGAAGGGGUGUGUGUGUGUGUGUGUGUGUGUGUGUUCCGCUCCUCAGCUCUUGGGGAGACACCAUGUUAACAGUCUCCGCCUUGACCCUGGUGCUUGGUGGUUUGGAUCUUUGGAUUUAGCGCCAUCUCAGUUUCUCCCCGGCAGCCUCUGCCGAGGCUGCUCAGUUCUGAAGCGUUCUCCGUCCGUCUGGUAAAGGGCGACUCUGUCAUCCCAGUUUUGCCUUCUCGGUUUAAUUUAGGAGUAAGAGCAAAGAAAAGUCCAGAGAAGCCAAGUAUCAGAAUCUUUUUUUUUUUUUUAAAUUUUAUGAAUAUAAGUACUUCCUUGCUCAUCUGUUGAAAUAAUCCUUGUUUAAGGAUAAAGUAAUUUAGCGGCUGGCAAAUUGCAGAAAAACAGACUUUAAAACCCAGUUUUAAAGUCUGUUUCCUUUUCUCCAGUGAGAAAUUAUCAGAGAAACUACCCUUCUGAAAAUAUUCUCUUAAGGGUGUGAUUGCUCCAGUAAAAGGAGCUCUAGACUUGGAAUCUGGUUAAAUCCAUUUUCAGUAAAAUUCUCAAAGCCAAAUGGAAAUCCUUGAUGCCAUUACAAAGACUUCUAUCCUCUGUCCAAAUGGAACUGGUUUUUCCCUCCAAAAAAUGCCUACUCUGGUAUUUUUUUCAUGAGGCGUUCACUGUUCCGAUGCUGAAUCCCCUGCAGCCAGCACCACUGAGAACAGAGACCAUGUGGGGUCAUCACGGACAUCCCUAGACAUUCCCCUGCUCUGGUCCUGUGGCCUUGUGUUGGAAGUUGUGACACUGUAGCACACAUAAACUCAGUUUCAUUCAGAAUUUAUUUUAGAUAAUUUGGAGCUAGGCACUGAAAAUGAAGGUCCAGGAACAGUGAAGCCAGGGUGCCUUCACAGAGA